Messenger RNA from Dermacentor silvarum, 6235 nucleotides. RefSeq names its product rho guanine nucleotide exchange factor 17. Gene Ontology annotation, biological process: intracellular signal transduction; actin cytoskeleton organization. The transcript is spliced from 24 exons. Gene Ontology annotation, molecular function: protein binding; guanyl-nucleotide exchange factor activity. The record is from RefSeq and is a predicted model, not a curated record. NCBI's taxonomy places the organism in Eukaryota, Metazoa, Arthropoda, Arachnida, Ixodida, Ixodidae. Bases 423 to 5585 code for a protein of 1720 amino acids.
GAAAAACAAAAAGGGGCGACGCUGCUCUCGCGUUUCGAACCGCUGGUUCGCGCAGCAUCAUCAGCGGAGGAGAGCAGCUCCGACGCCAGCGGCCAUGGUGCUGCGACAGCCUCCGCCGCCGCGCAUCGUCGUCGCCGUCGUCGCCGGGACAGCCGCGCCGUCGCGGGGCUGCCGCGGAUGACCGCCCCGACCCCUGCAACCUGUUGAUUCCAGCCGCCGCUCCGACGCCGAUCGACGACUGCUGGUCCCGCCUUCUCGGCUCGCUCGCCCGCUGUUUGCUGCUGCUGCUGCUGUGCUCCCGGACGACCCGUUCUGCCGCGCCGAGCCCCCCCCGCGUGUUGUGGCAGCCGCAGCGUGGCGGCGGGGGAGGAUGCUGACUCGCUGCGGCGCACGGUGGUGCGACGAGGCUGCCGGCGGCGCCCAUGACGGAGAGGCGCGUGUCGGUGCGCGAGCGCGCCCGCGAACUCGAAGCCCUCGCGGCGAGGGAGGCAUCGCCGCAGCUGGCGCACAGGGCGCGCCUGGCCCGCAGGCUCGGGCUGACGCGCGCCGACUCGGAGCCCGGUGCCGAGGGCGGCCGCGCGGGCCCGUGCCACUGCUGCUCGCAGCCUGCCGACGAAUGCCUGUGCAGCGGCGACGGCGGCGGCCGGCUGUUGUCCGUGCCGCACGUGCCGCGCAAGAAGGCGUCAGCACCGGCCAUCACUCCGCUGCGGGGCGCCCCGAGCGGUGGUCUCGUGGCCGACGAGGGCUCGAGCUGCGCCGACAUCCGGAUGGCUUGGGAGUCCCUGUGCGCCGCAGCGGCGCAGGGGCCCGAGGCUAGCGGCGCUAUUUCGGAUGAGCCCCGCGACGAGAAUAGCGCGCCUAUCUUGGGCGCGGCGCAAGGUGACUCGGCGCGGGGCCCCCUGGACGCGAUCCUGCAGUCCCUGGAGGAGAUCUGCAGCCAGCUGGAGGAGGCGCCCGGCGGCCAUGCGCCCGUGAUGCUGCCGGACGCCGGCGAGGCGGCGUCCCGGCUCAACCCGCGCUGCGCCCGCUCGCAGCCCAGCUCGCCCCGCGUGCGUGCCAAGCCUCAGCUGCCGGCCUACCUGACGCUGGCCCGCCGCACCCGCCAUGACGACGCGCUAGAGAUCGAGCAGAUCAAGACGAUACUGGCCUCCAUCGACUUCUCGCGCUAUCGCAAGAAGCGCGGCGGCGGCGCGCUGGUCGACGAGGGUCGCACCGCCAUGUCCGAGCAGGCAGCCCUGCAGGGUUCCCGGCUGCGGGAGCUGACCGAGAAGCUCAAGAGCCCCGUCGGUGCACCCGGCAGGCCCUCGGAGUCGUGGAACCGAAGGCCCGCCCCGGUGUGCCGCAGCGCUUCCUUCUCGACGUCCGACCUGCCGUCAGUGCCCACGAUCCCGCGGGAGUCGCUGACGCUGCCGCGCAAGGCCCCCGCUUCCAGGCCCCUGACGGGACGCGGUGGCGCCAGGGACGCUGCUAGGGUAGCCCUGGACGAUGUGGCCAUGUCCAGCCUGUCGCUGGACUCGGCCGUCGAGUCGAUUGUGGACGAGACCCCGUACCAGCGCGAGGCUUCCCCGCCCGCGGCGGCGGCGGCGGACAAGCGGCGCGUCCAGCGCGGCUGCCGCUUCGCACCUCUGGACGACGACGGCAGCCGCGGGCCGCCACAGCCCCCCGAGAAGCGGAAGCGGCGCAAGGGGCUGGCGCCCGUCGAGGGCCCCAAGAAGGAGACGGGCCGCUCGCUCACCUACCCGCCGCAGCGGAAGACGGCCGAGCAGGAGCUGGCCUUCGGCUCGGUCGACAGCAACGGCCUCAAGGCGCUCGGCGGCCGACCCGAGAAGCAGCCGAGCGACCUGUCGCUCGCCGACAGCCACUUCUGCCCGAGCGAAGCGCUGGGCGAGGAGACGUUCGGCGACGUGGUGCAGAGCCUGUCCUCGCGGCCCGAGCAGCCCGAGCCGCGGCAGGAGAAGAGUCAGAAGAAGAAGCACCUCUCCGAUCCCAGCGCCGACAACACGGGCGCCGCCACCGAGCUGUUGCUGGGCGCGUGCUGCCGCAGCGAGCCGCAGCUCUCCUGCCCCGGGGCCCUGCACAAGCGCCAGCACUCGGGACCCGCCGCGCUGAGCCGCACCCCGGUGCCCGCGCCGCCUCCACCGCCGCCCUUGUCGGACUCGGAGCGCGCCACGUCGGACACCGAGCGCACCUGUAGCCCACAGCGGCGGUAUUCCAAGAAGCGGCUCCGCGGGCCAUACGGGGAGAUGCUCGAACAGGAGAUGCGCAAGACCGGCGAGAAGCAAAAGACCGCCUUCUGCGAGGAGCUCAGCUUUCUCCUGCCGGCCGAGAAGCCCGCCGCUUCUCAGACAUCUUCCGCGGUGCCAGCGACGACUCCGGCGACGACAUCGACGACGACGACUUGUGGUGGUGCCAAGUUGAUCGCAACGAACGCACCGACGAUGGCGGCUCGGUCCAGGCCCGCGCACCUGUCCAACAGCCUCUCGCUGGACGACACCCAGCUCAAGAGUUCCACGGCGUCUCUAGAGGCUGUGCCCGAGGCCUCCGCUCCGCGGCGAAAGAUCAGCGCCAACUACCCGCUUACGGGUUCCGACACUGCUUCCUUGCUGGUGUGCCACAACGCGGACGAGACUGCCGCCGCGGGCAAGGCGCAGCCCGUGUCGUGGUUGACGGCGGGCGGCGCCGACUCCGGUGCGCGGACGACGCCCACGCCGUCACCCGUGCCGCCGUCUCCGCAGCUGAGCGGCGCGCCCGAGAGAGUGGCUGCCGCCCACCACGAACGAUCCCACAGCAGCCCCGCCACGACGUCGGAUGGCUCGCCGUUGCUCGUCAGGACGGGCUCGUUGCGACGUCAUCAGGACACACGAACUCAUGUCGUCGGGGAGCUCUACGACACCGAGAAGUCGUACGUGGAGAGCCUCCAGAUUCUGGUCAAUAAGUACAUGCGUCCGCUGAAGAGCCCGGACACUGCGGGCACGGUGGACAGCAGCCUGGUGGACGAGAUCUUCUACAUGAUCCCCGAGAUCCUGAGCCACCACGAAGCAUUCCUCGAGGUGCUCCGCCAGAGGCUUUCCUGCUGGGACACCCGCCAGAAAGUGGGCGACGUCUUUGUCGAAGCGUUCACUAAACAGCCUGUGAUAGACACCUACACUGCAUUUAUCAACAACUGGAAGUCAGCGAAGGAGGCCAUCAAGAUGGCAACUCAGGCAAAGCCUGCCUUUGCCAAGUUCCUUGAGAACACAUCGAGGGAGCACAAAGGCAAAUUAGCCCUGGAUGCCCUUCUUAUCAUGCCAGUGCAGAGGAUACCUCGUUAUGAACUUCUUAUAAAGGAGCUGAUAAAGCACACACAGCACGACCACCCUGAUCACCAGCUGCUGGUACUGGCACAGAAAGAAGUACAUGAACUGGCACUCAAGAUCAACCGUAUGGAGCGAGAGGCAUUUCAGCAUGAACAGAUGCAGCAGAGGGUCCGUGAUAUUGAGCAGCUCAUCGAGGGUGUCAUUGAUCUCGUCCAGCCAGAUCGGACAUUCAUUCGUUAUGACUUUGUGACAAUACCUGGUGGCCUCGGCACAAAAAAAGACAGAUGCCUUUUCUUGUUUUCCGACCUUUUGCUGAUCACGAGCAUAAAAAGAAAGAGUGGGACGAUGCGGAAAACAUCACCUUCUUCGAGUUCUCCGGCUGGUUUUGGAUUCUCUGUGUUUGAUAUGAACAAGUACAAACUGCUACUUAGAUUUUCCCUUGACAACCUGGACAUAUUAAAAUCUGCUGAUGUGGGACUUAAAAGGGCCAUACGAGAAGCGGAAAACUUGGAAGAAGACAUGUCUGUUAUAACACAGAUAUCCGAGCUUGCCUCUCGACUGAACUGCCCUCAUCAGACCCUGGAUGAUGCAGUAAAAGAAAUUACAAAUUGCUUGAACAAGCAGCUUGCUGAGCGGCAAAGCUAUGACUUGCAGCUUCUGAACUUGCAGCUCUCAGUAACCACUCCAGAGGGUGUUGAGAACAUAGCCAUUAUAUUCCCUUCCACGGAGAAACGGUCCUCGUGGGAAGUUGCCUUCAAUGAAGCCAAGCAGAAACUUGCGCUGUCCACAGACCGGCGGCCACCCCCAGAGUUCCUGCAUCCUGUGCCAAUCCGCAAGACUCGGGCGGGACUGCAGUUCACGUGCGCAGUGGCCACCCUGGGCCUCAAUGCCCAUGGCCUGCGAGACGUUUGGGUCUGCAACAGCGAUGGCUACGUGGGCCAAGUGUGUGUGCUCAGCCUCCAACCGGAGCCCACGGUCAUGUCCUGCAAUGGUGUCUGCAAUGCCCGCAUCCUCUGCAUCGCUUCCAUCCCAGCGGCCAGCCCAGUGUUGUCGUCAAUGGGACGCAGGAAGUCACUUGUACCUGAAUCAAAUGCGCUUGCUAGCACAGACGCAGAGAGCAAGGAGCAGGAGUCCGCAGCAGCCCAGCCAAACAACAAUGGCAACAUACAGCUUGACAGUGAAUCUAGUGAAGAUGAAGAGGAGGAAGAAGAGGCAAACAGUGAAUCUCAAGAAGAAGAACAUCAAACAAAGCCACAGGAAAGCUCUAAAGUGCCAAAGGAAGAAGUUGAAGAAACUGACAAUCACUUUCCUACCAUGUGGUUAGGAACUGAAGAUGGCUGCAUCCACGUCUAUAAUUGUAAUGAUAAUAUCAGGAUAAAGAAGAACAAGAUGAAGGUGCAGCACUCAGCAGCAGUUCAUUGCAUCAUAUACCUUGACAACCGUGUAUUUGUAUCAUUGUCAAGUGGGGAAAUUGCAAUCUACAGAAGAGAGCCUGGAGGUGGGUGGAACACGAGCGAUCCUCAGAAAGUUCAAGUGGGAAGCAGUGUGGCACCAGUGCUGCGAAUGCUGGCUGUUGCUGGGAAGUUAUGGUGCGGCUGCCAAAACUACAUCAAGGUUCUCAGCACUGCAUCCUUAGAAGUAGAGCAUUCUUUCCAAGUAAGCAGCGACUCAUCACGAGCUGUGCUGUGUAUGGUAACAUCCGGCCUUGGUGUCUGGCUGGCCAUCCAGCAUAGCGCGGUCAUCCGGCUAUUCCACGCCACCACUUACGAGUGCCUGCAGGAUGUGAACAUUGCACCUGCUGUAACCAAAAUGCUUUCAGCAUGUGAUGACAUAAUCCGACAGCACAAAGCGGCGUGCCUCCGGGUCACUGCCCUGCUGGCCUGCAAGGACCUGCUCUGGGUUGGCACCAGUGCGGGUGUGCUGCUCACCCUCCCCCUCCCCCAUCUCACCUCGAGCACCAGUCGUUUGGGCAGCCUGCCCAACAUUGUCGGCGUGCCUCACGGUCACACGGGCCACGUACGGUUCCUGACGGCUGUGGAGACGACGGAGCCCGCGGGGAGCCGGCACCACCACCACCGGUCACUGCGGUGCUCGCGUGACAGUGGCGCCGCGUCAGCAUCGGUGGCAGCUUCGAUGGCCGGCAGGAGGGCAUCCCUCACGCCGGCCGCGGGCUGCCGCCUGUUGAUCAUCAGCGGCGGCGACGGCUACGAGGACUUCCGCAGCGCCGGACUGAGCGAGGCCGCCGGCCGAGACGACAGCACCAACCACCUCUUGCUGUGGCAAGUGUGAUGACGACGAGGUCUCGCGGAUCGCGCCUGUGGGAACUCACCGUAGUGCAGGGUCACGGGGAACAGCCUCUCGGAGCACCACAGCCGACUCACUUAUUCGCCUAGCCUGUGGUUAGUUACAAGCGGCUUAUGUGUACCAGAAGUAUGGUAUUUGCCUUUGACGGCAAGGCUGUUUUCUUGCACUCAGUUUAGCAUAGCUGCUGAAAUGCCACCUCACUCUCAAGCUUUGUUAGAGAUUAUGAUCGGAAUUUCCUAAUGAAAUCUGAAUGAGCAUACCUACAUAUAGUACCUGUUCUUGAGGGCCAUAGUGUGCCGUUAUUGGUGCAGAGGCUGGUGUUGAGAGAAUGGCAACUAGCCAAGAAAGCAGCAAAGGCAGUGCUCUGUAGUCUCAAGUUCUCAGUUGCCGCGUGAAAAAAUCUGGUUUUCAUGACAGUGAGCAGAAGCUGGAAGGGGAUGAAUGAAGAGAGCACACAGUGUGUUAACAUUUCGUGCUUUCCAUGAUGAACCCAGUUUUUCACAUCGUCGCUCAUUUUUUCGCAUAUGUAUUCAAAUCUCUACUUUCCUCACCUCAUGUCUACACCAGAGUUUGUGUAUUGAAUUAAAAAAAAAGUGACUUUGAAAAAUUUAAUUGCUUGCAACCUGACACUGAAC